GUAGGUCAGUUUUCAAACCCUUCAGAAAAAAUGCUUCUUUCAACACUUCAACUCUCUCUCUCUUUCUCUCGUUUUAAGCCAUAAUUAUAUUCCUUUUCUUCUUCCCUACUCUCUCUCUCUCUUCUUUUGCCAGUUUCUCUUUUGCUCUUUAACCUUCAUCAUAAAACCCCUCAUUUCCUCUUCCAUUCCUCCUUCCCUUUCUCUCUUCUUCCGUUUUACAUCCCCAAAUUCGGAGUUCAAAGAGCUGGGAUUUCAUUUUCCCCAUCUGGGUUUUCUUCUUUACCUCUUCAAACUCCCCUUUCCACCCUUCUGCUCAUUUAUUUCACUCCAAGCCCUAGAUUUUUGCUCCAUUCUUUCACAUGGCUCAGAAGUCUUUGAUCUACGCUUUUGUCGCUCGUGGAACCGUGAUUCUCGCCGAGUACACCGAGUACAGUGGCAAUUUCAAUUCCAUUGCUUUUCAAUGCCUCCAGAAAUUGCCCACUGCUAAUAACAAAUUCACCUACAAUUGCGAUGGCCACACCUUCAAUUAUCUCGUUGACAACGGUUACACAUACUGCGUAGUUGCAACUGAAUCAGCAGGAAGACAAGUGCCCAUUGCAUUUUUGGAGCGUAUUAAGGAUGAUUUUGUGUCGAAAUAUGGAGGGGGAAAGGCUUCCAUGGCUCCUGCCAAUAGUCUUAACAAGGAAUUUGGGUCAAAAUUGAAGGAACAUAUGCAGUACUGUGUUGAUCAUCCUGAAGAGGUUAGCAAGCUUGCAAAGGUGAAAGCUCAGGUUUCAGAAGUGAAAGGUGUUAUGAUGGAAAAUAUUGAAAAGGUUCUUGAUAGAGGAGAGAAGAUAGAACUUCUAGUGGAUAAGACAGAAAACCUUCAUAACCAGGCACAAGACUUUAAGAGUAGUGGAACAAAAAUUCGAAGGAAAAUGUGGCUUCAAAACAUGAAGAUAAAGUUGAUUGUUUUGGGGAUUUUGAUAGCGUUGAUCCUUAUCAUAGUCCUGUCAGUUUGCCGUGGGUUCAACUGUGGUGGUAAAUGAAUACUUUCUCAAGGAGGAACCUCACACUGAAAUCUUUUGGCAUGAUGAUAUUUUGAGAGAGAGAAGUAAUAUACAUGAUUUGGCUGUGUAUGUAGUAAACGUUAAACAAAGUGCAGAAUAUCUGUUUUGUUAAAAGGCUAAAUUUACGUGUGAAUGAUAACCUAUAUUAUUCGUUAUCUUUUUUUUUUUUGUCAGAAGACAACAUGAGGGUUGGAUUUUCUGAAUUGGUGAUAAAAAUGUGCUGUUCUGCUUUAA
Messenger RNA from Benincasa hispida (wax gourd), 1283 nucleotides. Its product is annotated as vesicle-associated membrane protein 722-like. Gene Ontology annotation, biological process: vesicle-mediated transport. NCBI's taxonomy places the organism in Eukaryota, Viridiplantae, Streptophyta, Magnoliopsida, Cucurbitales, Cucurbitaceae. Gene Ontology annotation, cellular component: membrane. The record is from RefSeq and is a predicted model, not a curated record.